Colletotrichum godetiae is the source of this 1166-nucleotide messenger RNA. RefSeq lists its product as uncharacterized. The record is from RefSeq and is a predicted model, not a curated record. Lineage: Eukaryota; Fungi; Ascomycota; Sordariomycetes; Glomerellales; Glomerellaceae. Bases 108 to 1049 code for a protein of 313 amino acids. The transcript has a single exon.
UGAAGCAUCGGCAGACGUCUACUAGGUGCCUCGCGUCAUGUCCGCCGUGCCGUGUCCACCGCAGUCCAUGGCCAGGCCGCCAGAUCCUAUUCUCCCAUGAUCCAUCCAUGGCGGGCGGCAUGGCCCCGGUCUUCACUUCGGCUUCUAGUGGACGGAAUCACGGAUACGCAUCAAGAGCCUCCAUGAGGCUAGGGAUCGUACGGGCCAACGCGGACUACGGACAAAUUCGCAAACUCGUUAGCUUGACACUGUCCGUGACGGGACCACCACCAUCAUCAUCAUCAUCCAUGACUUUUGAUUGUCGUGGCCGAUACCGCCAUGCACGACAGAAUCUUCUUCCAAGGGAAUCCACCCCUUUUUUUCUGCUUCAGUAUCAGCUUGCCGGGCAAGCCUUUGAUUGCAAGCUUGUCAAUGUCGUCUGCUUGCGAGAUAUCCGCACCAUGAUGCAGCAGGGGCCUUCUUUGGAAUUGCCUCAUUUGGUUUGGUCGCUGCCCACAACGACCCCCCGUUGCCAAAUCUUCCACUGCUCAGAAGCCUUCCUGGAAUCCUGGAAGCUGGCACUGGCAGACAAUGAUAUCCGCACACACCGCAACUGCAAAACCCGCGCAGGUCUUGGCAGCCAUGGACCAGCAGCGAUGCCCGUUUGCCAACUUGCCGUCAGGUCCCUGGGCUUUCAUCUCGUCUUCGGCUUCAUCGUCUCCACAAGCGCACGCACAUCAACGACUCCGUUCCAAGUCAUGGGCUCACGCUUGAGCCAGUGGCAGGUGGUACCUUUGUCUUUGAUGGUAUCCAUCGCCCGCAUCUGCCAUGGAAACUUGUUGUUGAAGACUUCAAAGUUCACGGACGCCAGAUACCGUUGGCGACACUCAGUGUGUGCCAAGCAGCGAUUCAAUGAAAAAUCUCGCCCCCCUGCCCCCUUUCACUUCCCACGUCUUGGAAAAGUUGGGGAUUCAGGACCGGCACUCGAAAGGCUUGUCGAGGGGAGCCCUGCUCGCACUGCAGCCGCACCAACCAACCCGCUUGACCUGCUCGUCCCGUCGCUGGUGUGACAAGCCAUGCCGAACAAUCGGUCACCCGUCUGUCACCUGUAAUUGACAUGGCCUUGUCGCACAAGGUGGCAAGUUGGUGAUUUUUGCUCGAGGCCGUGAAACUUUGUCAUCGCACGG